This is a messenger RNA of Hyaloscypha bicolor E, 231 nucleotides long. RefSeq lists its product as uncharacterized. The record is from RefSeq and is a predicted model, not a curated record. The transcript is spliced from 3 exons. Lineage: Eukaryota; Fungi; Ascomycota; Leotiomycetes; Helotiales; Hyaloscyphaceae. The annotation marks the transcript as partial. Gene Ontology annotation, molecular function: DNA binding; protein dimerization activity.
AAAAGAAGAAGCGAAAGGUUGAGCAGACGGAAGUCUACCUUGAUUAACAAGGCCCACGAGCUAGCAGAGUUCUGCGAUGUUGAUAUAGCCCUCAUCAUCCGUAACCGUCAGACUGGUCGUUACUUCACGUACAAUUCCGUCGAUCUCGAGUCCUGGCCACCGUCCAAAGAGCAAAUCGCAAGCCAACUGUCAUACCCGGUACCGGUGAACCUGCUUCCGCACGAUGUGGAA